AAUUUCGACUGUACAUGUACAAGAACCACAACUGGGUCUUGGACGGUUAUUACAGUCUUGGAGAAAGACUUGGAGGACUGAAAACACGCGAGCUCGACUACAAAGUUUGGAAUAACGAAGGAAAAAUAUAAUACCUCGCUUGACGAAGGCUCUAAACAUACAGAUACAAGAAAAUUCUCUCGUGAAACAAUAUCAGUUUUAAAAGAGGCCGCUGACCCAAAUUCAGAAAUUAGUAGAAAAGUAGACGAAUUGCUCAAGAGAGGAAAAUGAAUGACAAAAGUAGUGUUAUAGAUAGAUUGAAUAAAAGAGAUGCACAGAGAUUAGAAAAACUCCAGAAAGCACAUAAAGCCAGGGACGAGGUUAACGUUAGCAAUGAAAAUGAGGAAUAUUUCGCUAGUUCAUUUAAAGUCAAAUCAGAAUACAUUGAAGACUUAUUAUCACAAAUUCCAACUUUAGAAACCAGUGCCCUUCCGUCCGUUUUCGACAAUAUCAAGAGAGAAGUCAAUGAACUGCAAAAACAUGUAGUCACAUCAUCUUUCUUCCUUAAAGAAUUUAACAUGCGCAAAUAUUUGGGAAUAGUGCAGAAUUUGCAAACAAAAUGUUACGAAUUAGAAGAAAGGUAUGUACCACGAAAAAAAUUUGGUUUCACAAGAAAGAAGCUUCCUAAAGCACACAAUGAUAAACAGAAAUUUUCUGAUGAAACAGACAGUGCCGCAGCCAGCAAUAAGUGGGACGAGAAGUUCUUUGGGUUUGAUUCUAAAGUAAAUGAGAUUUUAACACUUGAAAGUGAUGACUUGUUCCAAAGGGAUGUUGCGUUGCGUAAUCUCAGAAACUGUACAGUAGGGUUGAAAGGUGUUAUGGGGACUUUGCACAUUACCAAUUUAGAUAAUUGUAUCAUAUUAGCUGGGCCCGUAACAUCUUCGGUUUUUGUUGAGAAAUGUAAUGACUGUAAAAUAGUGGUGGCAUGCCAACAACUUCGUAUGCACACCUCCAGCAACUGUGAUGUCUAUUUACAUGUGACAAGCAAAGGCAUAGUGGAGGACUGCACAGGCAUCAAGACUGCUCCCUACAAUUUGUAUUAUGAUGAUCUUGAGAAACACUUUAAAAUGUCAUCAUUCGAUACAAAUGUGAACAACUGGGAUCGAUUGGAUGAUUUCAAUUGGUUGGCGCCCGACAUUCCUUCUCCUAAUUGGUCAACAUUAGAUGUUUCACAGAGAAUUUCGAAUUGGGGUGAAUGGUGGAAGAGAUUACCAUCAUAAUUUUUAUUACUAUAUUGUUCCAGCUAAGCUCUUUAGGUGCGAGGCCCAGAUGGGUAUGCGUGCGUUGAAUGACAUUGUUAAAGAUCGCGGGUGAGUCGGACAAUAACAUAAUGACCACUCAGCAUUCACCUUGUUUUGAGACUGAUGAUGUUUUUAUAUCGCCUCUGUAAAAUACAAGUAAUAAUUUUUCUUUGAAUAAAUGAUAAUGAUAGCAUCGCACAUAAUCCUAUGACCUCGCUCUUAAAGUUUAGCCUUAGAUACAGAUCUAUCUCUAAAUAUAAGGAAUAUGAGAUAUUCCAUGUGUAUCUCAAAUUACACAAACGCCAUCAUACAUUUACUAAAUUUGCUAACGUUAACUUUUUUUUAUAAACUUUCAUUUUAUUCCAGACUAAUAUAUUGGUCAUUGCCUUUAUCAAGUUUGCAUUUUAAUUUAGGGUCUAACCACAUUGUACAAAUAGCCUUAUAUACGGAUAAAUUAAUAAAAAAAACACCAGUGCACGUUGCAAACUUCGCAAUACGCAAUUCCUCAUGUAAGGAAUCUAAACUAAGCUUAAGCUUGCACUGGAGAUAAUAAAUAAAAUGAGAAAUCUAAAUUUCUGUGCGGAAAUAAUGAAAAUAUAAUUUGCUUAGAUAAUACAUUAAGUAGCAUUUAUGAAAACUAUAAAUUAUGUAAUAAAGGAAUUUAUAACGAUA
Amyelois transitella is the source of this 1952-nucleotide messenger RNA. RefSeq names its product tubulin-specific chaperone C (gene TBCC). Lineage: Eukaryota; Metazoa; Arthropoda; Insecta; Lepidoptera; Pyralidae. Bases 267 to 1259 code for a protein of 330 amino acids. The record is from RefSeq and is a predicted model, not a curated record. The transcript is spliced from 2 exons. Gene Ontology annotation, molecular function: tubulin binding. Gene Ontology annotation, cellular component: cytoplasm. Gene Ontology annotation, biological process: post-chaperonin tubulin folding pathway; tubulin complex assembly.